UUUAAGAAGAUCAAAAAAAGAAGAAACAGCGUUUUAGGUUUGGAAAAUGGAGGGUAAGAUGGAGUCGUACGAGGAUGUGAUGAAGUCGAUGGCGACGUUGAUUCAAGAAGAGCAAGACCGUGGGUCGACGCCGACACGCAGGGAGUGUCGGAUACCCGCUGUGAAAGUGUGUCCACCGCCGCCGCCGAGGAAGAAGCCCUUUACGUUUGCGAAGAAAAGUGUGGAACCGCCGAAGAAUGGGUAUUUCCAACCGCCCGAUCUCGAGAUGGUUUUCUCAAUGGGAAGUAGAAGGCAAGCUAUCAGCCUAGUAGCUAAGUAGUAGCUUCUAGUUCAUGGGA
Messenger RNA from Hibiscus syriacus, 338 nucleotides. RefSeq names its product cyclin-dependent protein kinase inhibitor SMR5-like. Lineage: Eukaryota; Viridiplantae; Streptophyta; Magnoliopsida; Malvales; Malvaceae. Gene Ontology annotation, biological process: regulation of DNA endoreduplication. The transcript has a single exon. The record is from RefSeq and is a predicted model, not a curated record. The coding region runs from base 47 to 319 and encodes 90 amino acids.